CGCCGCGGGAAGAGGCGGGGGGGGUGGCGGCAGCCCCCGGCGCUGGGAGCUGAACCUGCCGCUGCGCUCGGCCAGCUGAGCUCUGUGUUUGACCAUGAACGCUAGCGGCCCUGGCUAUCCGUUAGCCUCUCUCUACGUGGGAGACCUCCACCCCGAUGUGACUGAAGCCAUGCUCUACGAGAAGUUCUCGCCUGCUGGGCCCAUCAUGUCCAUCCGAGUCUGCCGGGACGUUGCCACGCGCCGGUCGCUGGGCUAUGCCUACAUCAACUUCCAGCAGCCCGUGGAUGCUGAGCGAGCCCUGGACACCAUGAACUUCGAAGUGAUCAAAGGCCGUCCCAUCCGCAUCAUGUGGUCCCAGCGGGACCCCGGGCUCAGGAAGUCGGGGGUUGGGAAUGUCUUCAUCAAGAACCUGGAUGACUCCAUUGAUAACAAAGCCCUGUACGAUACGUUCUCUGCCUUCGGAAACAUCCUGUCGUGCAAGGUGGUUUGUGAUGAAAACGGAUCCCGUGGCUAUGGCUUUGUUCACUUUGAGACUCACGAGGCAGCGACUCGGGCCAUUGAGACCAUGAAUGGGAUGUUGCUCAACGACCGGAAGGUGUUUGUUGGCCAUUUCAAAUCGCGCAAAGAGCGUGAGGCUGAGUUUGGGGCUCGGGCGCUGGAGUUCACCAACGUCUACAUCAAAAACUUUGGGGAUGACAUGGAUGACGACAGACUGAGAGAAAUAUUCUCCCAGUUUGGAAAGACACUGAGUGUCAAAGUCAUGAUGGACAACUCUGGCCGCUCAAAGGGCUUCGGAUUUGUCAACUUCGAGAAGCACGAAGAAGCCCAGAAGGCGGUGGCCGACAUGAACGGGAAGGAGAUCAAUGGGCGGAUGGUGUAUGUGGGCCGGGCCCAGAAGCGGCUGGAGCGCCAGAGCGAGCUGAAGAGGAAAUUUGAGCAGAUUAAGCAGGAGCGAGUGAGCAGGUACCAGGGGGUCAACCUGUACGUGAAGAACCUGGAUGAUGGGAUAGAUGAUGAGAGGCUGAGGAAGGAGUUUUCUCCUUAUGGCACCAUCACCAGUGCCAAGGUGAUGACAGAGGGUGGCCACAGCAAAGGGUUUGGGUUUGUAUGUUUUUCCUCCCCAGAAGAGGCUACCAAGGCCGUGACAGAAAUGAACGGGCGGAUCGUCAGCACUAAGCCUCUCUACGUUGCGCUCGCUCAAAGGAAAGAGGAGCGGAAAGCGAUCCUCACCAACCAGUACAUGCAGAGAUUAGCCACCAUGAGGGCCCUGCCUGGCCCUCUCCUGGGCUCCUUCCAGCCCGCCCCGGGGUACUUCCUACCCCCCCUUCCCCAGCCACAAACCAGAGCUACCUUCUACAGCCCCAGCCCAGUUCUCCCAGUCCGUCCUGCCACUCGCUGGAGUGCGCAGCCCUCCCGGCCUCCCUCAGCGUAUCCUGCAGCUACCCCCAUCCUGAGGGCUGCCGUGCCGCCCCGGCGCCUGCUGUCCAACAUCAGCACCAUGAGACAGGCUUCCACCCAGGUGCCCCGCGUGUCCCCCCAGGCCCAGCGAGUGGCCAACAUCGGGACGCAGACAGUCAGCACCCGGGUGUCCUCCUUGCCCACCCCGCCACGGGGUGCUCCACAGUACAAAUACUCCUUGGCCGUCAGGAAUGUACAGCCCAUGGGGCACAUGCUGCCCAUGGUGGCCUCGCAGGUGGGAGAACCUGCUGUGCAUGUCCAGGAGCAGGAACCACUGACAGCAUCCAUGCUUGCAGCAGCCCCUCCUCAGGAGCAGAAGCAAAUGAUAGGUGAGCACCUCUAUCCUCUGAUCCACGCGAUGCAUCCCUCGCUGGCCGGCAAGAUCACUGGGAUGCUGCUGGAGAUAGACAACUCCGAGCUGCUGCUGCUCCUGGAGUCCCCUGACUCCCUGCACUCCAAGAUCGAGGAAGCGGUGGCCGUUCUCCAAGCGCACCAGGCUACCGAGAGCUCGCACAAGAGCAGCGAGGCGGCGUUCCUGCAGUGACUCCGGACUUUGGGCCUGAGAGUGAUCCCUGAGAACAUUGCCUUUGAGGAACAGAAGCAGCAACCCCACCGUGCUUUUGGAAUCAUGCCUGUACAGUGACCCUGGCUUGUCUUCAAUGCUCCAUCCUAUUUUUUUGUGUGUGUAUUGUAAACCUUUCAGAAUUGCUUGCUCCUGCACCUGUAAAAAAUCCCCGUGUUAAUUCUCUUCUUGCUUCUGAAAGCAUCUUGUGAAAUGUAGUGUGGAACCCAGCCUGGUUCAGUUGCCCAGGAAAUGGGCAACAAGUGCUGAUGAAUCAUCAUUUUUAGUGAAUUUGUUUGGUUCUGUAGUUUUAUUUGUUUCUGUAGCUGACACUAAUAAAGAACUGAUGAUUCCACCCCAAAAAGCAUGGGUUAGUUCCCUCUGCAUAAGAAUAGAAAAUACUUUGUUGGUGGAGGGAUGAAGUUAAGUCAGGCUGCU
Molecule: messenger RNA, 2458 nt
Organism: Tyto alba (common barn owl)
Lineage: Eukaryota; Metazoa; Chordata; Aves; Strigiformes; Tytonidae
Gene: PABPC1L
Product: poly(A) binding protein cytoplasmic 1 like
Exons: 16
Coding region: 95-2002 (635 amino acids)
Cellular component (GO): nucleus; ribonucleoprotein complex; cytosol
Molecular function (GO): poly(A) binding; mRNA 3'-UTR binding; poly(U) RNA binding
Source: RefSeq, a predicted model, not a curated record